AUGCCAAGAGUUUUGAUGGAUGUUAGUGAAAUUUCAUUAAAAACAACUAUACUUGGAAAAAUAGUUCCACAAGCUGAUAAAAAAGGAUAUCGAGCAAUUGUUAUUACAUGUGAUCAACCACAUGAACGUAUUCGAGAUUUUGUAUUACCAUUAUUUGAAGAAGCAUCAAAGAAUGUUGAUCCAGAAUUAAUGAAGAAUAUGUCAAUACCAAAUUUGAACAAGUAACGUUCAUCGGAUUCCGAUUCACUCGUCCCUAGACUGAAACACGAUGACAUGUGAUAUGACUAGAUGUGAAGAUGAGACUAUCAAAGAGUACAUCUCUGACCGAAAUAAAAAAAUGUGCUACAAGGAAAAAGCCGAGUGUUUUUGAAUUUCGUAAUUAAAAAUCAAUUAACAGUAAAAUCAGUUUAAAGUUCAGCAGGUGGAAUUACAAAGAACAGAAAUAUACAGGGUUGGAAAUAAUAUUAUUCCAGGGGG
This is a messenger RNA of Rotaria sordida, 477 nucleotides long. NCBI's taxonomy places the organism in Eukaryota, Metazoa, Rotifera, Eurotatoria, Philodinida, Philodinidae. The record is from the annotation of a GenBank genome assembly.